AUGGUUUCAUUUAAGUCUCUCGGCUUAUUCUUCGCUCUCCUCUUGUCUUCUUCUUUUCUCUUGGUGGACGCUGACCCCAAUGUUAUCUGCAGUUUGGUAAACAAAGAACGCGCUAAAGUCGGUAGCCCUCCUGUGGUCUUGGAUGAUCGUUUGAUGACCGUCGCCGCACACCACAACCAAUUCUGCAUCAGUCACAAUCUUCUCACCCACGACGAUUCCGAAGGUGAUCUCGGCACCAGAUUCCAUAAGUAUGGAUAUGAUUUCUCCUGCGCCGGUGAAAAUGUUGCCCAAGGAUUCGAUGAUGGUGACAACGAAGGAGUCAUGAAUGCUUGGAUGAACUCCCCUGGACAUCGUGCAAACAUCCUAAACCCUUCUUUCAGACAUCUUGGUGUCGCCUGCGGAGGUGGUUUCUGGACCCAAGACUUUGGUAAUACACUUGGUUCCGAUACCAAACCCGCCAAAGGUGGUGAAAGUGACCCAAGUUCAGAAUCAAACCCUGCACCAAAAACACACCGCCACAAGAGACCCCACAAGAAGACCAUCAUAAAAUACGUCAAAAAACCCGAUG
Molecule: messenger RNA, 568 nt
Organism: Acaulospora morrowiae
Lineage: Eukaryota; Fungi; Glomeromycota; Glomeromycetes; Diversisporales; Acaulosporaceae
Source: the annotation of a GenBank genome assembly